UCACUGAGAAUCGCCCGCGCCAGGGCGCAGCGCUACAAGUGUAGGCAGAGUGUGGGUGGGGCGAGAGGGGACUAAGGAGCCCCCGCGGCUCCCAACGCCGGGGCGUCGGUUCUUCAUCCUGCCCUCGGGGCGGACGGAGCGAUCCCGGCCCCCCUCCACGCCCCGACCAUGGUAGUGUUCAAUGGCCUUCUUAAAAUCAAAAUCUGCGAGGCUGUGAGCCUGAAGCCCACAGCCUGGUCGCUGCGCCAUGCAGUGGGACUCCGGCCACAGACUUUCCUUCUGGACCCUUACAUUGCCCUCAACGUGGACGACUCGCGCAUCGGCCAAACGGCCACCAAGCAGAAGACCAACAGCCCGGCCUGGCACGACGAGUUCGUCACCGACGUGUGCAACGGGCGCAAGAUCGAGUUGGCCGUCUUCCACGAUGCCCCCAUCGGCUACGACGACUUCGUGGCCAACUGCACCAUCCAGUUUGAGGAGCUCCUGCAGAACGGGAGCCGCCACUUCGAGGACUGGAUUGACCUGGAGCCGGAAGGCCGAGUGUAUGUGAUCAUCGAUCUCUCGGGGUCGUCAGGUGAAGCCCCUAAAGACAAUGAAGAGCGCGUGUUCAGGGAGCGCAUGCGGCCCAGGAAGCGGCAAGGGGCCGUCAGGCGCAGGGUCCACCAGGUCAACGGCCACAAGUUCAUGGCCACCUACCUUCGGCAGCCCACCUACUGCUCCCACUGCAGGGAUUUUAUCUGGGGUGUCAUAGGAAAGCAGGGAUACCAAUGUCAAGUGUGCACUUGCGUGGUCCACAAGCGAUGCCAUGAGCUCAUCAUCACGAAGUGUGCUGGAUUAAAGAAACAGGAAACUCCCGACGAGGUGGGCUCCCAGCGGUUCAGCGUCAACAUGCCCCACAAGUUCAGUAUCCACAACUACAAGGUCCCCACCUUCUGCGACCACUGUGGGUCCCUGCUCUGGGGCCUCUUGCGGCAGGGCCUGCAGUGUAAAGUCUGCAAGAUGAACGUCCACCGACGCUGCGAGACCAACGUGGCUCCCAACUGUGGAGUGGACGCCAGAGGAAUCGCCAAAGUCCUGGCAGACCUUGGCGUCACCCCAGACAAAAUCACCAACAGUGGCCAGAGGAGGAAAAAGAAGCUGCCCAUGCCUUUUCCCUGGUGCCUCUCAGAAGAGCCUUCUCCCUUGAAUGGGAAGCUCCUUGCUGGUGCCGAGUCCCCGCAGCCCGCUUCUGGAGGCUCACCCUCUGAGGAAGACCGGUCCAAGUCAGCACCCACCUCCCCUUGUGACCAGGAAUUAAAAGAACUUGAAAACAACAUCCGGAAGGCCUUGUCAUUUGACAACCGAGGGGAGGAGCACAGGGCAGCAGGGUCCACCGACGGCCAGCUGGCGAGCCCCGGAGAGAACGGUGAAGUCCGGCAAGGCCAGACCAAGCGCUUGGGCCUGGACGAGUUCAACUUCAUCAAAGUGUUGGGCAAAGGCAGCUUUGGCAAGGUCAUGUUGGCGGAGCUCAAAGGCAAAGACGAAGUAUAUGCUGUGAAAGUCUUAAAGAAGGACGUCAUCCUUCAGGACGACGAUGUGGACUGCACGAUGACAGAGAAGAGGAUUUUGGCUCUAGCGCGGAAACACCCGUACCUAACCCAACUCUAUUGCUGCUUCCAAACCAAGGACCGCCUCUUUUUCGUCAUGGAGUAUGUCAAUGGUGGAGACCUCAUGUUCCAGAUUCAGCGCUCCCGAAAAUUCGACGAGCCUCGUUCCCGGUUCUAUGCUGCAGAGGUUACGUCAGCCCUCAUGUUCCUCCACCAGCAUGGAGUCAUCUACAGGGAUUUGAAACUGGACAACAUCCUUCUGGAUGCAGAAGGUCACUGCAAGCUGGCCGACUUUGGGAUGUGCAAGGAAGGGAUUCUGAACGGUGUGACGACGACCACGUUCUGUGGGACGCCUGACUACAUCGCUCCCGAGAUCCUGCAGGAGUUGGAGUACGGCCCCUCUGUGGACUGGUGGGCGCUGGGGGUGCUGAUGUAUGAGAUGAUGGCUGGGCAGCCCCCCUUCGAGGCCGACAACGAGGACGACCUGUUUGAGUCCAUCCUCCACGACGACGUGCUCUACCCCGUCUGGCUCAGUAAGGAGGCCGUCAGCAUCCUGAAAGCUUUCAUGACCAAGAACCCCCACAAGCGCCUGGGCUGUGUGGCAGCACAGAAUGGCGAGGACGCCAUCAAGCAGCACCCGUUCUUCAAGGAGAUCGACUGGGUGCUCCUGGAGCAGAAGAAGAUCAAGCCACCCUUCAAACCUCGAAUUAAAACCAAAAGAGACGUCAAUAACUUUGACCAAGACUUUACCCGGGAAGAGCCAGUACUCACGCUUGUGGAUGAAGCAAUUGUGAAGCAGAUCAACCAGGAGGAAUUCAAAGGUUUCUCCUACUUUGGUGAAGACCUAAUGCCCUGAGCGUUCCCCCCGCCCCCCAGGUGGAGUUUGGUGAUGCUGCAAGAAGGGGUGCGGUGAAGAUGGCUGUUUUCCAGAGGCUCAGAAGGUCUUGAACUACUUCUCCUCCCCGGAGCCCCGAUCCCUGUCCACUCUAUUUAUUGCAUUCCCUUAGCCCAGGCCAGCUCCUGCCUCCUCCUGCCUGGUGACCAGAAGGCACUCUUGGCUCUCGGCGCACCGGGAAAGCAGCACCGUGUUGGGCCGGCCGUUAGCUGGACACGUCGCUGUGUUUGGUCUGUUGGGGAGCCUGUUUCUACUUCUCAGGGGCUCCUGGCAGUGAAGCGACUUCAGUUCUUUCACUGCAAAGGAAAAUGUAAAAGGCAAACAAGAAGACUCGGGCUCUGCAAUUGAACGUAGAAUUCCAACAACUCUUGCUUCUCAUCCCUCCAGUCCCCCCCGCCUGCCAUCCUCUGCCCUUCUGUGUGGGGGAAGAGAUUGCUGCUUCAGCCUGAGGGGGGCGCCCUGAGGUGCCUGUGAAGGAGAGAGACUGGGCGAGGCGCAGGUUGGCUGCCUGUGGUGGUGUGUCUGGAAUGGCUAAUUCUUGCUUGCUUUGGUGUUGGCUUGGGGGCAUGCCAAAGUUGUGGAAGCAUGUAUCUUGUGGAAGAAAUUACUCUUUUUGAAAAAGAAAAUUUGAUUUUGCACUCUCUUAACGUUUGGAAAAGAUAUCCUCAAAUUUGCUAAUUGGCCAACAGAUACAGAUUCCAGUGUUAAUACAGGUUGAUAUUAAAGGGCUAAUAUGCAACGAGAAACCAGUUGUCCAAAGUUUAUACUCCUAAUGCAUUGGUGGCGCACGGGGGCUGUACGAAUUGAGAGAAAAGGAAACAAGCGUGGUCCUCGUUAUUAACAUUCUGCCUGAAUACGAAGGCCACCGCCCUGAUGGCCACGGCCCUGGGGUUCUCGCAAAACUCAGCUCCCAAAUUCUCUUUCCAGUUUCGUCCUGAGUUCCCAGCAUAAACUCUAUUUAUUUUCUGCAGCAGUGUGUUAUUUUUGCGCACUUCUACAAAAUGGUAGUACUACUGUGUUGUGGUUUUUAAACAUUAAACAUGUAAAGUUGAAUAUGAAAUACCUGCUUUUGGAACAAGCAGAAUGAGGUUAAACAUGAGUCCUGCAGAGCGUGUCAAGAGACUGAAAAGCAACUUGCCUGGAAACUGACAACGUGGCCGGACGGACUGGGAGGCUUGUUCCUGUGUGACGCGGAAAGGCAACUCAUGUGGACACUAUUUAAUGGAUGCGAUGUUACCUCCUGUAGAUAUGCUAACAGUGUUACGUUCUUUUAUUCCCAAGGGUUCUCUGUGGCUUUGUGUAUAUGUUUCCCGGAGGUCAUUUGAUUAUCUAUUUUGCUGAACUGAUUUAGCAGGGAAUGGAAUCCAUUCCAACUGUUGCACGUGGAUUUCCCAGCUGCCCCUAAAUAUAUAUACUUGUGAGUGGCAAAGUGGCACCCACGAAGCUUUUUGCCUUUUGUACAUUUGAGAUUUUUGUAUAUAGUGUUUGCUGCAAGGCCUGUGGAAUUAAUUCAUUGAAUUUAGAGGUAUCAACUGCUGCAUGUUCAGGCAUAUUAUAAAACUUUAGUCUAUGAAAGAAUAAUUCUAAUAACGUCCAGGUGCAAUACUCUGUAUGUGUAUUGGUUCAAGUUACCGAGAGAUAAGUUGUGUUUGUUUCUUGGGGGGGCGGGGGGGGCGGUCAGGGAGCUCCUGUGUAUUGUUUAUUUCAUUUUGGUUUGUUUUAAAAGAUGUAAACAUAUAUUAAGCUAUAUUAAAUCUCACAUAUAGUUCUCCUGGGCUCUUUUCUGCCCUGAUAGAGAUGGGGAAGAGAAAGGAAUGUUUUUGGAUGGUGGUGUCAAAGCCUGGACAGUGACCAGCUCGAGCCCAUAGGGAGUUGCUGUCCGUAUUUGCACCUGGCGGGUCAUGGCCUUUGUUACUAAUGGUGACAUUCAGUUCUCUUUUGUUUUUAUUUUUUAAAAACUCAGGUGUAAUUAUUAUCUGUUCUUAUGAUAAUUUCAAAUACUAUGCUCUAUCAAUUUGUGUGUUUGGCACACCAGCGAAGUGAUGAAGAACAGUGGAUUAAUUUAAUUUAUCUUCGGUAACUUGACGUGCUGGGGAGAGACUAUCUUUUGGAGUUGAGUACAAGCACAGAAACAUCUUCAUGGUGGCAUCAUCUCAUUUUUUUAGGAAGACAUGACAGUACUGCCCUUCAUACUCAUGCCUCACUACUGCUCUCUCUUUUUCCUCUGCUUCCCUGGCCAUGAGGAACUUUGAACAACCAGGCCAGCUCCAACUGCAAUGCCCAAUGGCCUUGUCCAAGGACGUGGUGGUGGUCCCAUGUCGGCGGGGGUUGGACCCUUUCAACAGGACAACUGGCAUUUUUGCUGGGAAGUCAAAUAAGAAUACAUUCCACCCAGCAGCUCCAGGCAGGCAGUCAAUAGGUUGCCUGGCCCAGUGACAACCCCGUCAGUACCCGAAGCGCCAUGCUUGCUGGGUCACCUCCUCCUUGGGGCUGGAGCUGGCCAAGCUCUCACACUGGCAGAUUCAAAUCCCAUGUUGUCUAUAGGAAAAGGCUUGUGUGUUCCUUGAGUAUUCAUUGCUUCAUUUUAGUUUUCACAAGCGUUUGGAAGCGGACACACUGUUACAUUUCUGCUGAUUCUAAUCUUUCCAGCGCUCGCUCUCUCUCUCUCUCUCUCUCUCUCUAAGAAAAGAAAAAUGGAGUGUAAAAAAAAAAAAGCCAAAACACAUAUGAAGGAUAGCUGUCCUCCUGUGUUCUCUCAUGAUGGAAGUGAGAAACCUUGUGGAGUGGAAACAUAACUUUUUCCUCCAAAGGUGAAAAAAAAUCAAUGCAUUCUUGCUUUAAGGAAAAACAGAAGAAAGCUAAAAAAGAAAUUACCUCUUUUUAAAUUAUGUGCAAAAUAAUUCUGGCUAAAUAGAAAAUGUAUUCAAUUUUAAGGAUUUUCUUUUUUUUUUUUUGUAUUGUGAUGCUUUAAUUUGUACAUUUUUCCCCCUUUCUGGAUGUAAUUUUAAUCUCUUGCCAUUCAUUAGUGUUAUUUCAUUGUAAACAUUAUUGUGCCAAAUGUACUGUAUUCAAAAGGAUGUGAAUGUGUAUGUUUUCCGAACCUAAUAAAUACAAUGAUGUUAAAUCUUA
Molecule: messenger RNA, 5610 nt
Organism: Myotis lucifugus (little brown bat)
Lineage: Eukaryota; Metazoa; Chordata; Mammalia; Chiroptera; Vespertilionidae
Gene: PRKCE
Product: protein kinase C epsilon
Exons: 16
Coding region: 169-2442 (757 amino acids)
Biological process (GO): protein phosphorylation
Molecular function (GO): ATP binding; diacylglycerol-dependent, calcium-independent serine/threonine kinase activity
Source: RefSeq, a predicted model, not a curated record